AUGCCUUUCAGUAGCUGGAUCAAUUACAUCGGUGACUUUGCGGAAUGGGUUUCGCGCCGGCCGGAGGUACGGAAGAAAGAGGAUGCGCUGCGAUUUGGUAUCCUGGGAGCGGCAAACAUCGCCCCACAAGCAUUGACAAUACCAGCACGAUCUCACGCGGAAGUCAUCGUCGUGGCCGUCGCAGCAAGAGACAAGGAAAGAGCUGAAGCGUAUGCCAAGAGACAUGGAAUCCCUAUUGUUCAUGAGAACUACGACGCACUCAUCAACGACUCAUCCAUAGAUUGCAUAUAUAACCCCCUCCCCAAUGGGUUGCACUAUGAAUGGACGCUCAAAGCUCUCAAAGCGGGCAAGCACGUACUCCUCGAAAAGCCCUCUGUCUCUAACGCAGAAGAAGCAAGGUCUCUUUUCCGCCACCCAGUCCUUCAAUCGCCAAAUGCACCAGUUUUAGUGGAAGCAAGUCAUUAUCGCUUUCAUCCCGCUUGGCAUGUUUUAUUGUCCCUUUUUGACUCGAAAGAUGUUGAAGAAGUGGAUGUAAGGGGCUCGAUUCCCGCAGGCAUAUUUUCUGGCGACGACAUUCGUUUCCAAUACGAUCUUGCGGGCGGCAGUCUGACAGACUUCGGGCACUACACUACUUCUGCAAUGCGUGGCAUAUUCCAGUCUGAGCCUGUUGCUGUAAUGAGCGCGACUCCCCGGCCAAUCUACAAAGGUUUCGACCAGCGCUGUGACGAAGCGUUUGCCGCAACCUACAAAUUCCCAAAUGGAGGCGUAGGCAGAAUGUCAGUAGAUCUGGGUGCAAGAGGUGGAUAUUGGUUUCCUUGGCUAACGAGCAACUGGCCGUGUUUCUGGAGGGAUAUGCCGCCCUGGCUGAGCGUAAGGCUGCGUGAAGAGAAACACGGUAGGCAGAACGGGUUGGAGCACUUCAGUCAGAGGACACUUGUGCUGAAUAACUUCAUGGGUCCGCAUAUCUGGCAUCGGAUUGAUAUCGUCACUACAGCAAUCUGGCGCAACUCUUCCGGCGAGAUAGUCGAGGAGAAGAAGUCGACUAAGUCUAAGAAGGUGUAUACAUGGCCAGACGGAACUGGUGGAGAAAACAGAGGAGAGGACUGGUGGUCAACGUAUCGAUAUCAGUUAGAAGAGUUUGUGAAUAGAGUCAAAGGUCGAGAGGGCAGUGGUGCUUGGAUUGAAUGGGAGGAAUCAAUCAAGCAGAUGGAGUUGAUUGAUCAGACGUACGAGAAAGCUGGCAUGCUGUUGAGACCGACGAGUAAGGUUCUAGAAGAUUGAGGGAAAAUUGAGAUUAUGAUCAGAGAUCGCCGUGUUGAGAAUGCAUAUAGUCUUGGUGCGUUUUGCUUGACGCUUGAGAGAAAGUAGGUACAUAGUGUGUUGCAGACUUGUUUUCCGCAUAUUACUUGAAGAGGU
Molecule: messenger RNA, 1416 nt
Organism: Cucurbitaria berberidis CBS 394.84
Lineage: Eukaryota; Fungi; Ascomycota; Dothideomycetes; Pleosporales; Cucurbitariaceae
Product: oxidoreductase domain-containing protein
Exons: 4
Coding region: 1-1281 (426 amino acids)
Molecular function (GO): nucleotide binding
Source: RefSeq, a predicted model, not a curated record